AGAGGCCAGCCUGCUGGCAGGAAGCUUAGGGGAGACAUCUGGGGAAUUACAGAGGUCAUUAUCAGAAAAUGCUAAUGAGGAGGACUCUGAAGGUGACUUUAGUGAUCCAGAUGGCAUCAGGAGGAAGGAGAGAAAUUAUACGGAUGAGAAGAGGGAUAAGCCCAUUCCGUGCCAAGGAGGCCGCUUCCAUGAAAUCCCAAACCAAGAUGAAAGGUCAGCGAAAGACAGAAGGAAGGAAGACCUCCAUUCUAACCAGAGAAUCCACUGCAAGGAAAAAGAAAACGAACGGGUGGCUUGUGGAAAAACCUUUACUCAGAAAAUGAACAUUGUUUCCCAGGAGCAAAUUUGCUCAAAAGAGAAACUGUACAGUCGCUCAGAGCACGGGAAAAGCUUCAGUCGUGAAACAACCCUUUCUUCCUAUCAAAGAAUUCACUCAGGGGAUGAUCAGCAGAAAGAGGAAAAUGAGGAACUGCAUGAGGUAUCAUCUGUAAAAGCCAAGAAUCAAGUGUUGAAAGGAAACUUCAAAAAUCUAGACAGAGCAAAGAGACAAGAAGGAAGUCACUUGGCCGAGAAGAGGGGUCCACCCUAUCUUUGCCAAGGAGGGGAUGUCUGUGAAGUAAUGCGCAUAGUGGAGGAAAGAUACAAAUGCUUGGAAUGUGGAAUGGGCUUCUCAGAUCAAAUCCAAUAUAAUACCCAUUUGCAAAAGCACAGUGGAAAGAAAAGACCUAAAUGUUCAGAGUGUGGAAAGAGCUUCAGUUGCAGAUCAGCGCUUUUGAGGCACCAAAGAACCCAUUCAGGGGAGAAACCUUUUGAAUGCUCAAAGUGUGGAAAGAGCUUCAGUUGCAGAUCAACGCUUUUGAGGCACCAAAGAACCCAUUCAGGGGAGAAACCUUUUGAAUGCUCAAAGUGUGGAAAGAACUUCAGUUACGGAUCAGAGCUUUUGAGGCACCAAAGAACCCAUUCAGGGGAGAAACCUUUUGAAUGCUCAAAGUGUGGAAAGAGCUUCAGUUGCAGAUCAUCGCUUUUGAGGCACCAAAGAACCCAUUCAGGGGAGAAACCUUUUGAAUGCUCAAAGUGUGGAAAGAGCUUCAGUUGCAGAUCAGAGCUUUUGAGGCACCAAAGAACCCAUUCAUGGGAGAAUUUUGAAUGCUCAAAGUGUGGAAAGAGCUUCAGAUACAAAUCUCAGUUCCUUGUGCACCAAAUAACCCACACAGGGGAGAAGCCUUUUGAAUGCUUAGAGUGUGGAAAGAAAUUCAGUCAAAGUAGCACUCUUCAACAGCAUCAAAGAAUCCACAGAGGGGAGAAACCUUUUGAAUGCUCAGAGUGUGGAAAGAAAUUCAUUCAAAGUGGCAGUCUUCAACAGCACCAAAUAACCCACACAGGGGAGAAACCUUUUGAAUGUUCAGACUGUGGAAAGAAAUUCAACAGGAGUUUUCAUCUUCAAUGGCAUCUAAGAACACACACGGGGGAGAAAUCUUUUGGAUGCUCAGAUUGUGGAAAGAGGUUCAAGUUGAAUAGCGACCUUAAUCGGCAUCUAAGAACCCACACAGGGGAGAAACCUUUUGAAUGCGUAGAGUGUGGAAAGAAAUUCAGUCAAAGUGGCAGUCUUCAACAGCAUCUAAGAACCCACACAGGGGAGAAACCUCUUGAAUGCUCAGACUGUGGGAAGAAAUUCAGUCAAAGUGGUAGUCUUCAACAGCAUCAAAGAAUCCACACAGGGGAGAAACCUUUUGAAUGCUCAGAGUGUGGAAAGAGGUUCAAGUUGAAUGGUGACUUUCAUCGGCAUCAAAGAACCCACACAGGGGAAAAGCGUUUUGCAUGUUCAGAGUGUGGAAAGAAAUUUAGUCAAAGUGGCCAUCUUCAGCUGCAUCAAAGAACCCACACAGGGGAGAAACUUUUUGAAUGCUCAGAGUGUGGAAAGCACUUCUGUCAGUGUAGCCAUCUUCAAAGGCAUCAAAGAAUCCAUACAAGGAGAAACCUCGUGCCUGCUGAUGCACAAAUCUGUGCCCCGUAUGAUCCUGUGGCCUGA
Molecule: messenger RNA, 2029 nt
Organism: Gekko japonicus
Lineage: Eukaryota; Metazoa; Chordata; Lepidosauria; Squamata; Gekkonidae
Product: zinc finger protein OZF-like
Exons: 4
Coding region: 320-2029 (569 amino acids)
Biological process (GO): regulation of transcription by RNA polymerase II
Molecular function (GO): DNA-binding transcription factor activity; RNA polymerase II cis-regulatory region sequence-specific DNA binding
Source: RefSeq, a predicted model, not a curated record